This is a messenger RNA of Echinops telfairi (small Madagascar hedgehog), 8351 nucleotides long. It is a transcript of the gene ABCA2, whose product is annotated as ATP binding cassette subfamily A member 2. Gene Ontology annotation, cellular component: membrane; intracellular membrane-bounded organelle. NCBI's taxonomy places the organism in Eukaryota, Metazoa, Chordata, Mammalia, Afrosoricida, Tenrecidae. Gene Ontology annotation, biological process: lipid transport; transmembrane transport. The record is from RefSeq and is a predicted model, not a curated record. The coding region runs from base 527 to 7720 and encodes 2397 amino acids. The transcript has 48 exons. Gene Ontology annotation, molecular function: ATP hydrolysis activity; lipid carrier activity; ABC-type transporter activity.
UUCCCCACUCUGUGCCUCAGUGGCCUGUGCCCUUCUGAGCAGCUCAGGCUGCACAUGGGGGAGGAGCCAAUCAUUGGAGCCUGUCCUUGGCUGGGGGUGGCACCACCUCACUUGUUACCAUGGCAACACCACCCUUUAGGCUUCACCUGUGUCCCCCCAUGAUGCCACAGGAAUGGGGCACAGGGAGGAGGGCUCAAACUCAGGCGGACAUCUAGACCAGGGGCGUAGGGGACACCUGUGUUGGCCUGGAGGUAUACAGGUUGGGUCACCUUGCAGGCACUCAGGUGGCUCACCCAGGUGGGGCUGACACCCUGUGGCAGGCCUGUAACCAGAUGCCCUCGCUACUGCCUGCCCGUCCGCCACUGCCACCAACCAGGUCUGUGCUCCUCCCAGCAGCUCAUGCUAGGCCGUUGCUAUAGCGAUGGGGGAGGCAGCCCUGGCCUGUUGCUGCAGCUACAGUAGCAGAGGUGCCCGUGGAGGGGGGGUGGAACUGGCACUGUGGCUGUGACCCCAGCACCCGCCACUCAUGCAUCCACCUCAUCUGUGUGCUGUGGCCCUCGCCUGCUCGAGCGGCCUCUGGGUUCUGGCCUUCGAGAUCUUCAUCCCGCUGGUCCUCUUUUUCAUCCUGCUGGGGCUGCGGCAGAAGAAGCCCACCAUCUCGGUGAAGGAAGUCUCUUUCUACACUGCAGCACCCCUGACUUCUGCUGGCAUCUUACCCGUCAUGCAAUCCCUGUGCCCAGACGGCCAGCGGGAUGAGUUUGGCUUCCUGCAGUACACCAACUCCACGGUCACGCAGCUUCUGGAACGGCUCAGCCGGGUGGUGGAGGAGGGUAACCUGUUUGACCCUGCAAGGCCCAGUCUGGGUUCAGAAUUGGAAGCCCUGCGGCAGCACCUGGAGGCCCUGAGCACUGGUCCCACCACCUGGGAGAACAGCCCAGCCAGCCCUGCAGUACCCUCCUUCUCGCUGGACUCAGUGGCCAGGGACCCCCGGGAGCUGUGGCUCUUCUUGACGCAGAAUUUGUCGCUACCCAACAGCACAGCUCAGGCUCUGAUGGCUGCCCAGGUGGACUCACCAGAGGAGCUGCUGCGGACCCCCGCCUUCCUGGAGAGGCUGACCUGUAUACCAGGUUCCGGGGAGCUGGGCCAGAUCCUCAGGGCACCUAAAGGCCAGCAGAGUGCACUGCAGGGCUAUCGGGACUCUGUCUGCAGCGGGCAGGCCGCCACCCGCGCUCGCCGCUUCUCUGCGCUGGCAGCUGAGCUCAGGAGCCAGCUGGACAUGGCCAAGGUCACCCGGCAGCUGGGCCUGGAUGGGACCAAUGGGUCGGACCCCCAACGGCAGCAGCAGCCCCCACCCCUGCAAAUCCAGGCGCUGCUGGAAGACCUGCUAGACGCCCAGAGGGCCCUGCGGGAUGUGGAUGUCCUCUCUGCUCUGGCCCUGCUGCUACCUCAGGGUGCUUGUGCUGGUCGGAGCCCCUCCCCUGCCAGCGUGCCUGGGGGCGUGGCCAAUGGCACCGGCCUGGGUGCCACCACUGGGGCCAAUGCCUCAGUGGAGGAAGGCGCCCCGCCCGCCGGGGCCCCGGCCUCAGCAGACAAGCUACAGGGCCAGUGUGCAGCCUUCGUGCAGCUGUGGGCCGGCCUGCAGCCCAUCCUCUGCGGCAACAACCGCACCAUCGAGCCUGAGGCACUGCGCAGAGCCAACAUGAGCUCCCUGGGCUUCACGAAUAAGGAGCAGCGGAACCUGGGCCUCCUGGUGCACCUCAUGACCAGCAAUCCCAAGAUCCUGUAUGCGCCUGCGGGCUCCGAGGCCGACCGCGUCAUCCUGAAGGCCAACGAGACCUUCGCCUUCUUGGGCAACGUGACGCACUACGCCCAGGUCUGGCUCAACAUCUCGUCGGAGAUCCGCAGCUUUCUGGAGCAGGGUCGACUGCGGCAGCACCUACGCUGGCUGCAGCAGUAUGUUACAGAGCUACGGCUGCACCCCGAAGCACAGAACCUCUCGCUGGAGGAGCUGCCGCCUGCCCUGCGCCAGGACAACUUCUCGCUGCCUAAUGGCUCGGCCCUGCUGCAGCAGCUGGACACCAUCGAUAAUGCCGCUUGUGGCUGGAUCCAGUUCAUGUCAAAGGUCAGCGUGGACAUCUUCAAAGGCUUUCCCGACGAGGAGAGCAUCGUCAACUAUACGCUCAACCAGGCCUAUCAGGACAACGUCACUGUGUUUGCCAGCGUCAUCUUCCAGAUGCGUAAGGAUGGCUCCCUGCCGCCCCACGUCCACUACAAAAUCCGCCAGAACUCCAGUUUCACGGAGAAAACCAAUGAGAUCCGCAGGGCCUACUGGCGCCCAGGGCCCAACACGGGGGGCCGCUUCUACUUCCUGUACGGCUUCGUGUGGAUCCAGGACAUGAUGGAACGCGCCAUCAUCAACAUCUUCGUGGGCCAUGACGUGGUGGAGCCGGGCAGCUAUGUGCAGAUGUUUCCUUACCCGUGCUACACGCGCGACGACUUCCUGUUCGUCAUCGAACACAUGAUGCCGCUUUGCAUGGUCAUCUCCUGGGUCUACUCGGUGGCCAUGACCAUCCAGCACAUCGUGGCGGAGAAGGAGCACCGGCUAAAGGAGGUGAUGAAGACCAUGGGCCUGAACAAUGCAGUGCACUGGGUGGCCUGGUUCAUCACUGGCUUCGUGCAGCUGUCCAUCUCGGUGACCGCGCUCACGGCCAUCCUCAAGUACGGCCAGGUCCUCAUGCACAGCCACGUGCUCAUCAUCUGGCUCUUCCUGGCCGUCUAUGCCGUGGCCACCAUCAUGUUCUGCUUCCUGGUGUCUGUGCUGUACUCCAAGGCCAAGCUGGCCUCCGCCUGCGGAGGGAUUGUCUACUUUCUGAGCUACGUGCCCUACAUGUACGUGGCCAUCCGCGAGGAAGUGGCUCAUGACCGGAUCACGGCCUUUGAGAAGUGCAUUGCGUCCCUGAUGUCCACGACAGCCUUCGGCCUGGGCUCCAAGUACUUUGCCCUGUAUGAGGUGGCAGGCGUGGGCAUUCAGUGGCAUACCUUCAGCCAGUCCCCUGUGGAGGGGGACGACUUCAACCUGCUGCUGGCCGUCACCAUGCUGGUGGUAGAUGCGGCUGUCUACGGCAUGCUCACGUGGUACAUAGAGGCUGUGCACCCAGGCAUGUAUGGGCUGCCCCGGCCCUGGUACUUCCCGCUGCAGAAGUCCUACUGGCUGGGCAGUGGGCGAACCGAGACGUGGGAAUGGAACUGGCCGUGGGCUAAACCCCCCCGUCUCAGCGUCAUGGAGGAAGACCAAGCCUGCGCCAUGGAGAGCCGGCGCUUCGAGGAGAUGCGCGGCAUGGAGGAGGAGCCCACCCACCUGCCACUGGUGGUGUGCGUGGACAAGCUCACCAAGGUCUACAAGAAUGACAGGAAGCUCGCCUUGAACAAGCUGAGCCUGAACCUGUAUGAGAACCAGGUGGUCUCUUUCCUGGGCCACAACGGGGCUGGCAAGACCACCACCAUGUCCAUCCUGACCGGCCUGUUCCCCCCCACCUCGGGCUCGGCUACCAUCUACGGGCACGACAUCCGCACGGAGAUGGACGAAAUCCGCAAGAACCUGGGCAUGUGCCCGCAGCACAACGUGCUCUUCGACCGCCUCACAGUGGAGGAACACCUGUGGUUCUACUCGCGCCUGAAGAGUAUGGCGCAGGAGGAGAUCUGCAAGGAGAUGGACAAGAUGAUCCAGGACCUAGAACUCUCCAACAAGCGGCGCUCGCUGGUGCAGACGCUGUCCGGCGGCAUGAAGCGCAAGCUCUCCGUGGCCAUUGCCUUCGUGGGCGGGUCCCGCGCCAUCAUCCUGGACGAGCCCACGGCUGGCGUGGACCCCUAUGCCCGCCGCGCUAUCUGGGACCUCAUUCUGAAGUACAAGCCGGGCCGUACCAUCCUUCUGUCCACCCACCACAUGGACGAGGCCGACUUGCUAGGGGACCGGAUUGCCAUCAUCUCCCAUGGGAAGCUCAAAUGCUGUGGCUCGCCUCUGUUCCUCAAGGGCGCCUAUGGCGAUGGGUACCGCCUCACUCUGGUCAAGCGGCCUGCCGAUCCCGGAGGGCCCCCCCAAGAGCCAGGGCUAGGGUCCAGCCCCCCGGGCCGGGCCGUGCUGAGCAGCUGCUCAGAGCUGCAAGUCUCCCAGUUCAUCCGCAAACACGUGGCCUCCUGCCUGCUAGUCUCCGACACCAGCACAGAGCUGUCCUACAUGCUGCCCAGCGAGGCUGCCAAGAAAGGGGCCUUCGAGCGCCUCUUCCAGCACCUGGAGCGCAGUCUGGAGGAGCUGUCCCUGAGCAGCUUCGGGCUGAUGGACACCACACUGGAGGAGGUGUUUCUCAAGGUGUCGGAGGAGGAUCAGUCCCUGGAAAACAGCGAGGCUGAUGUGAAGGAAUCUAGGAAGGACGUGAUGUUGGGGACAGGGGGCCCAGUGGCUGGGGAGGCCCCUGCUGGCAACCUGGCACGCUGCUCAGAGCUGGCUGAGUCUCAGGCAUCGCUGCAGUCAGCAGCAUCCUCCGUGGGCUCUGCCCGUGGUGACGAGGGCGCUGGCUAUGCCGAGGCCUACGAGGAUUAUCACCCCCUCUUUGACAACCUGCAGGACCCCGACAAUGUCAGCCUGCAAGAGGCCGAGGUGGAGGCCCUCACGCGGGUUGGCCAGGGCAGCCGCCGGCUGGAUGGCUGGUGGCUGCGACUGCGCCAGUUCCACGGGCUCCUGGUGAAGCGCUUCCACUGUGCGCGCCGCAACUCCAAGGCCCUCUGCUCCCAGAUCCUGCUGCCAGCCCUCUUUGUCUGCGUGGCCAUGACGGUGGCUCUGUCGGUGCCCGAGAUCGGUGACCUGCCUCCACUGGUCCUUUCCCCGUCUCAGUACCACAACUACACCCAGCCCCGAGGGAACUUCAUCCCCUAUGCCAAUGAGCAGCGCUGGGAGGACAGGCUGCGGCUGUCACCAGACGCUGGCCCCCAGCAGCUGGUCAGCACCUUUCGGCUGCCUUCUGGCGUGGGCGCCACCUGCGUGCUCAAGUCUCCCGCCAAUGGCUCCCUGGGGCCCACCAUGAACCUGAGCAGCGGCGAGUCCCGGGUGCUGGCGGCUCGCUUCUUUGACAGCAUGUGCCUCGAGUCCUUCACCCAGGGGGUGCCCCUCUCCAACUUCGUGCCACCCCCACCCUCGCCCGCCCCCUCCGACUCCCCCGUGUCCUCCGACGAUGACCCUCUGCAGGCCUGGAACGUCUCCCUACCACCCACUGCCGUGCCAGAGACCUGGACCUCAGCACCCUCGCUGCCGCGCCUGGUGCGGGAGCCUGUCCGCUGCAGCUGCUCCACGCAGGGCACAGGCUUCUCCUGUCCCAGCGGUGUGGGUGGACACCCACCCCAGAUGCGCGUGGUGACGGGUGACAUUCUGAUGGACAUCACUGGCCACAACGUCUCCGAGUAUCUGCUCUUCACCUCCGACCGCUUCCGGCUGCACCGGUACGGGGCCAUCACCUUUGGGCAUGUGCAAAAAUCCAUCCCAGCCUCGUUUGGCGCCCAGGCCCCGCCCAUGGUGCGGAAGAUCGCGGUGCGCAGGGCGGCCCAGGUAUUCUACAACAACAAGGGAUAUCACAGCAUGCCCACCUACCUCAACAGCCUCAACAACGCCAUCCUGCGGGCCAACCUGCCCAAGAGCAAGGGCAACCCUGCGGCCUAUGGUAUCACCGUCACCAACCACCCCAUGAACAAGACCAGUGCCAGCCUCUCCCUGGAUUACCUGCUGCAGGGCACCGAUGUGGUCAUCGCCAUCUUCAUCAUCGUGGCCAUGUCCUUCGUACCAGCCAGCUUCGUGGUCUUCCUGGUGGCCGAGAAGUCCACCAAGGCCAAACACCUGCAGUUCGUCAGUGGCUGCAACCCUGUCAUCUACUGGCUGGCCAACUACGUGUGGGACAUGCUCAACUACCUGGUCCCAGCCACCUGCUGCGUCAUCAUCCUGUUUGUGUUUGACCUGCCGGCCUACACGUCGCCCACGAACUUCCCGGCUGUGCUCUCGCUCUUCCUGCUCUAUGGGUGGUCUAUCACCCCUAUCAUGUACCCGGCAUCCUUCUGGUUCGAGGUGCCCAGCUCCGCCUACGUCUUCCUCAUCGUCAUCAACCUUUUCAUCGGCAUCACGGCCACCGUGGCCACCUUCCUGCUGCAGCUCUUUGAGCACGAUAAGGACCUGAAGGUCGUCAACAGCUACCUGAAAAGCUGCUUCCUCCUCUUCCCCAACUACAACCUGGGCCACGGGCUCAUGGAAAUGGCCUACAACGAGUACAUUAACGAGUACUACGCGAAGAUCGGCCAGUUUGACAAGAUGAAGUCCCCGUUCGAGUGGGACAUUGUCACACGUGGGCUGGUGGCCAUGGCCAUAGAGGGCUUUGUGGGCUUCUUCCUCACCAUCAUGUGCCAGUACAGCUUCAUGCGGCGGCCGCAGCGCAUGCCGGUGUCCACCCAGCCCGUGGAGGAUGACAUCGAUGUGGCCAGUGAGCGGCAGCGAGUGCUGCGGGGGGACGCAGACAAUGACAUGGUCAAGAUCGAGAACUUGACCAAGGUGUACAAGUCCCGGAAGAUGGGACGCAUCCUGGCGGUGGACCGCCUGUGCCUGGGUGUGCGUCCAGGAGAGUGCUUCGGCCUCCUGGGUGUCAACGGCGCCGGAAAGACCAGCACCUUCAAGAUGCUCACGGGCGACGAGAGCACGACGGGGGGCGAGGCCUUUAUCAAUGGGCACAGCGUGCUGAAGGAGCUGCUCCAGGUGCAGCAGAGCCUGGGCUACUGCCCGCAGUUUGACGCCCUGUUCGAUGAGCUCACGGCUCGGGAGCACCUGCAGCUGUACACGCGGCUGCGCGGCAUCCCCUGGAAGGACGAGGCGCAGGUGAUCAGGUGGGCGCUGGAGAAGCUGGAGCUGACCAAGUAUGCCGACAAGCCUGCCGGCACGUACAGCGGCGGAAACAAGCGCAAGCUGUCCACCGCCAUCGCCCUCAUCGGGUACCCGGCCUUCAUCUUCCUGGAUGAGCCCACCACUGGGAUGGACCCCAAGGCCAGGCGCUUUCUGUGGAAUCUCAUCCUGGACCUCAUCAAGACUGGCCGCUCGGUAGUUCUGACCUCUCACAGCAUGGAGGAAUGUGAGGCCCUGUGCACGCGGCUGGCCAUCAUGGUGAACGGUCGGCUCCGCUGCCUGGGCAGCAUCCAGCACCUGAAAAACAGGUUUGGGGACGGCUACAUGAUCACGGUGCGGACCAAGGUCAGCCAGAACGUGAAGGAUGUGGUGCGGUUCUUCAACCACCACUUCCCGGAGGCGGUGCUCAAGGAGCGGCAUCACACCAAGGUGCAGUACCAGCUGAAGUCCCAGCACAUCUCCCUGGCCCAGGUGUUCAGCAGGAUGGAGCAGGUGGUGGGCGUGCUGGGCAUUGAGGACUAUUCCGUCAGCCAGACCACCCUGGACAAUGUGUUCGUGAACUUCGCCAAGAAGCAGAGUGACAACCUGGAGCAGCAGGAGACGGAGCUGCCCUCCGGCCUGCAGUCCCCACUCAGUCGCCUGCUCAGCCUGUUCCGGGCCCGCCCAGCCCCCACUGAGCUCCGGGCGCUGGUGGCCGACGAGCCCGAGGACCUGGACACAGAGGAUGAGGGUCUCAUCAGCUUUGAGGAGGAAAGGGCCCAGCUCUCCUUCAACACGGACACGCUUUGUUGAGCCCGGGAGCUGGAGCCGGGACGCGGCAAUGGGACACUCAGGCAGAGGCUGGGGCCCCCGGGCCUGCCCACCAGCCUUGGAGUGGGGGGUCCAGGACCCAGGGGCGACACCUCCUUCCAGUCUACCGGCCAUUCCGCCCUGCCCAUGGUCCCUGGGGCCGCCCACCCUGAUUGUGCCAAAGGCCGGCCUGCCCACUGGGCCGUGUACCCCUCACCCUGCUCUGCCUUAACGCCUUGGGGUCUGGCCCGUCCCCUGGCUCUGCUUCUGCCCAGCAUUGCCCACAACCCACCAGGCUGGCUGCCCAGGCUGCCCCAGGACAUGGCCCAAGGGAGCCUGGCCUGUCAGACUGGGCUUCUUCCUUGGGCCUUGGGGGCGCCCCGAAGCAAGCUCAAGGGGUCUUUGCUUUAGGAGGGACCCCCUGUCUGGACUCCUGUGGCAGGAAGGGCCUGCCAUGGAGGGGGAGGGCAGGAGGAGUGAGCGACUGGCCCUGCGUCCAGGUGGGCGCCAGGCCCACUGCCCUCCAGUUGCCCUUGCCCUCCACCCGGCUUGGCCCUGCCACCAGCUUCUGGAGCCAGGUCUGUACACAGCGCACAGAUGUUUGUUUUAAAUAAAAAAGACAAGAUUCAAACCC